Messenger RNA from Pelobates cultripes (western spadefoot toad), 399 nucleotides. Lineage: Eukaryota; Metazoa; Chordata; Amphibia; Anura; Pelobatidae. The record is from the annotation of a GenBank genome assembly.
AUGCAAAAGCGAGAGGCUGGCCCGCGGCUUAUUUUGACACAGAAAUCCACGUUGGUGGGAGUGGUGAAAACUAUCCCACCCGCCUGCCCAGUUACUCAGACCCGCUCUUAUGCGAGCGCAGCCGCGACCUGCUCGCAUUACUCUCAGAGCCGCGGGAUCGCGGCUGCAAGUGCCGCGACAUCUGAGGACGGCUCAGUGCACUCUGGGCGCUCGGCAAGCUCGGAGGGCCGCGGACAAUCUCCCGCGAACGGCUUAGCAGAAGCGGCCCGGUCGCUGGUAUACAAAAGCGGCCAGGAUACAGAGGAGGGUACAGGGGGAAUGAGGUCUCGCUCCCCAUCGAGGUCCUCAGCCUCACGGCUGGGAACACCGGCAGGGGGGUCUUUCCCUCCAUCUCCCUAA